AUGAACUUGCAAAACGCAAUCGUCGUCUUUGUUGCUCGAGCCGAGCCAGCACGGCUGAUGACCCAACACGCUAAAAGAGAUUGGCUGCUCAAAUCCCUUGAGCCUGUCAAGGAGUUUCGCGAGACCAUACUCCCUGGUCUCGUUGAAACAUUCGUGUUCAUCUUGCAGUCGAACUCGCCAUUCAGACCAGCAGGAGAGGUGAUCCUAUACUUCACCGAUCUUUUCAAGGAGGCUCAGCAACAGGAUCGGGAUAUCUUGCUUGUUGUGCGUGGUUGGGAUGGUCUCACGACCAACCAAGGAGCGUUUCAGAAGCUUUUCGCGCUUCGACCGGAGAGUGUCUUAGGUCUGCUGGUAUGCCCCAUCUGGGCGGGAGGCCUUGACCCGGAGGAUCCAAAGGAGCAUCCAAACACCAAAUUGAACUGGCCGACUAAAUCACAUCUCGAGUGGGGUCCCGCUAUUACAGCAUCCAAGUAUAGGCUGUCAAACGACUUCAAACUGCUUCGUGAUUUCACCUUCGAACGCAACACGCACCGGUGGGCGAAAGGCCCUAUCCAUGAAUGGGGUUUCGAAGGGUGUGGUGCAGCCUGCUAUCUCGAGAUACAUCGGUCGAGAACCCACGGGGUGUUAGAGACCGAGGAGGCAAAGCAAGCAGACAGCGAGUCGAAAAAAUGUCGUUAUUGCGGGAAAACAUAUGCUCGGAAAUAUUCCAGGGAUCGACAUGAGAAGACUUGCUUGGACAAUCCGGACCAUGAAACUCGUCCGAAAGGCCAGCCUUUUGCCAUCAGCAAACGCCGAGAGACGACCGACCCACAGAGCGUGCCGAUGAUACACGCGGGCGUCAAGAAAGUUUGGCUGGUGAGGAGGCCUUGGAUUUGA
Molecule: messenger RNA, 876 nt
Organism: Penicillium subrubescens
Lineage: Eukaryota; Fungi; Ascomycota; Eurotiomycetes; Eurotiales; Aspergillaceae
Exons: 3
Coding region: 1-876 (291 amino acids)
Source: RefSeq, a predicted model, not a curated record